Messenger RNA from Lotus japonicus, 909 nucleotides. RefSeq names its product kunitz trypsin inhibitor 5-like. Gene Ontology annotation, molecular function: endopeptidase inhibitor activity. The record is from RefSeq and is a predicted model, not a curated record. The coding region runs from base 70 to 732 and encodes 220 amino acids. Lineage: Eukaryota; Viridiplantae; Streptophyta; Magnoliopsida; Fabales; Fabaceae. The transcript has a single exon.
AAUGAAAUGUUAAAAGACACACAAACAUUGCAAUCUGCAAACCUCAAUUAGAGAAAAAAAAAGUAAAAAAUGAAGGUUGCAGCUACCAUGUUUCAAAUCCUUCCAUUGUUCUUCCUUUCUCUUUUAAUCCUCAACACUCAGCCACUUCUAGCAGCUGAACCAGAACCAGAACCAGUGGUUGAUAAGCAAGGUAACCCUCUAGAACCAGGAGUAGGGUACUAUGCUUGGCCACUCUGGGCUGACAAUGGAGGCCUCACACUUGGUCGCACAAGGAACAAAACAUGCCCACUUGAUAUAAUCCGUGACCCUUCUAAAAUUGGGACACCUAUUGAAUUUCAUGUAGCAGAUUCAGAUCUUGGUUACAUUCCAACACUCACUGAUCUCACUGUGGAAAUGCCUAUAUUGGGUAGCCGCUGCCAGGAACCAAAAGUGUGGAGGCUCUUGAAGGUGGGGUCAGGGUUCUGGUUUCUGAGCACUGGUGGUGUUGCUGGGAACCUUGUUAGCAAGUUCAAGAUUGAGAGGCUUGCAGGAGAACAUGCCUAUGAGAUCUAUAGUUUCAAGUUCUGUCCCUCUGUGCCUGGUGUUCUGUGUGCUCCUGUAGGGACCUAUGAAGAUGCUGAUGGGACCAAAGUUAUGGCUAUUGGGGAUGACAUUGAAACAUAUUAUGUGAGGUUUCAGAAGGCUUCUUCUACAUUAGCUCAGAAGAAGAACCAGGAUCUUAGCAGUGUGUAAGUUUGGGGGGUUUUUGUUUUUGUGGUGAGUGUGUGCUGAAAACCAUAAUAAGAAAUUUCCUUUUCUUGGUUCAUAUUGAGCAGAAAGAUGCCUUGUACCAAUGUACCUGUUUGAUGAUUUGCCAACUUCUUUUUCAUGUAGAAGUGAAAUGGAAUUUAAAUUUUUAACUGAUUCCAA